AUGCCCAUCUCUCUUCCUUAUCGCUUGGCGCAGCUGGCGCUCUGUGCGUCUGCCUGCUUUGCCAUCCCAACUCCGGGGGGGCAUUUACCCUCUCUUCAGCCCAACUGCAAUGAUAUUGACAUCAACCUCAGGGCCAGUGCUCCCAACAAGAUCUUCACCUUUAAUCUGACCAAGUACGGCACACCGGAGGCGACUACUGAACUGCUCGUGUCCCUCGGGACCGCUCCUACAAACGUCGUCAAUGGCAACUAUCGGGUCGCGGGGCGGUUCUGCUCUCCUCUGCGCGACGUCCCCGAGCGUCGACAGACCCUUCAAAUACUGGUCCACGGUUUGACUUACACAAAGGAGUACUGGAAUGGCCCGUCCACCCAAGCUUCCGGUCCUCCUGCCACCAACCAGUCAUGGAUCUACUACGCUGCAGAGCAGGGCUACUCCGUCCUCGCUGUCGACAGACUGUGCAACGGACGGUCAGCUCAUUCAAAUGGCAACGAAGAGUGCCAGCGGCCUCUUGAAGCCGCCAUCCUCGACAAAGUUGUACAAACUGCCCGCAACGGUACCUUGCCUGGGCUUCGCACCAAAUUCAACAAAAUCAUCUACGUCGGUCAUUCCUAUGGCUCUGAGAUCGGAAGCUACAUCGCUCGGACUAAUCCGUCUGUCAUUGAUCAGUUGCAUCUGACGGGCUACUCCGAAAACAUUCUCAUCACUUCGCCUGCCGUCAUUCUUCGCCCAGACCUGAGACUCGCUUCAAAGACUUCCCCGUCGCGGUUUUCCAACCUCGACCCCGGCUAUACCAUGGAAACGGCCAGAAACGUGUCCGAGAAACUCUAUUACAGCAAGGCGGCCGUGGAUCCAGCCGUACUGAACUAUACGUGGGCGACUCGAGGGACGGUGGCCAUUGGCGAGCUGCUGACUGCCGGUGGAGGUCCGGCUCCCCAGUACAAUGGUGAUGUUUUCGUCAUCAACGGUGACGAGGACGCUCUAUUCUGCCCCGUGGAUGCUGCAUCGGCCGUUGCGAUAAAGCCAGGCGCAUGUACCGCUACAAAUGCUACCGAAGACGUCGCUCACGACUUUCCUGGGGCGCGACGCUUUGGAUACUUCAACGUACCCGGCACCGGCCACUCGAUUGGUCUACACAAGACAACAUCUCUUGCAAUAGUCGCAUCACAUCAAUUCAUGGCGGAAACGGGAUUCUGA
This is a messenger RNA of Cordyceps fumosorosea ARSEF 2679, 1194 nucleotides long. RefSeq lists its product as hypothetical. NCBI's taxonomy places the organism in Eukaryota, Fungi, Ascomycota, Sordariomycetes, Hypocreales, Cordycipitaceae. The coding region runs from base 1 to 1194 and encodes 397 amino acids. The transcript has a single exon. The record is from RefSeq and is a predicted model, not a curated record.